Penicillium paradoxum is the source of this 1071-nucleotide messenger RNA. RefSeq names its product AIM24 family protein. Bases 1 to 1071 code for a protein of 356 amino acids. Lineage: Eukaryota; Fungi; Ascomycota; Eurotiomycetes; Eurotiales; Aspergillaceae. The record is from RefSeq and is a predicted model, not a curated record. The transcript has 4 exons.
AUGGCGCAACAAACACAUUAUCCGCCACCACCCAUGUCAGGUCAGUCCUCUGCGCUAUUCUGGCAGGAAUCUUCGUUAGCAUUCAAUCCUCCCUCGAUUUCCUCGGUUGCGGCUCCCAAUAUGAAUUAUCCGCCUCCUCCCAGACAGCCUCCCCCAAAUGGAGUGUAUACUUCAGCCACUCCACCGACAGAGAGCCCAAAACCCCACCGACACACACAGUCAAAUGGGGGAUAUCCGGCGCCGUCAGCCUCAGUGAGCCCGCAGAUACAGGAGCCCCAGUUUGCCCAGCAUAAUAUCGCUGCGUCCACUCAAAACACCGUCAUGGGGAUGGACAAAGUACCUGGAGGAGCCCCGGCAUUUGGAGACUUCACUGGAGCGACGGCAGCCAAUAGUGAUGAUACUGGCGUUUUCAACGGCGGCAGCUAUAGGAUCAGCCACCGAGAUACCAAUUCUCUACUGACAGUACAGCUGGCGAUGGGUUGUCCCUUGACUAUCAGACCCGGCGCAAUGAUCGCCAUGUCCCCAACCCUCACAUUGCGAGGAAACGUAAGUUUCUCCUGGAAGAAAUUCAUCGUCGGCGGCAGCAUGACCAUGUCCCACUACACCGGUCCGGGCGAACUCCUAGUAGCACCUUCAGUAUUGGGCGAUAUCAUGGUCCUCCGCCUGACCGGAAGCGACGAAUGGAAAGUCGGACGUGAUGGCUUCCUCGGACACACCGCUGCGAUCGAGCACAAAUACCAAGCGCAAAGCUUAUCCAAAGGAGUCUUCUCCGGCGAGGGACUUUUCAUCUACAAGAUCACUGGAACCGGAUUACUCUGGAUCCAGAGUUUCGGCGCGAUCAUCCAGAAAGAUCUUCGCGAAGGAGAGUCCUACUUCGUCGAUAAUGGACACCUUGUAGCGUGGAACUGCAAGUAUAAGAUGGAGCGCGUUGCCUCUGGUGGGAUCAUCUCUGGGAUUAGCUCGGGCGAAGGUCUGGCUUGCAAGUUUACAGGUCCUGGAACUGUGUAUUUGCAGACUAGAAACCUUCAUGCCUUUGCUGCUCAGAUGAAGAUCAGCACCGCUGGUGCUUAA